Molecule: messenger RNA, 1911 nt
Organism: Aspergillus versicolor CBS 583.65
Lineage: Eukaryota; Fungi; Ascomycota; Eurotiomycetes; Eurotiales; Aspergillaceae
Product: putative C6 transcription factor Prf
Exons: 5
Coding region: 1-1911 (636 amino acids)
Biological process (GO): DNA-templated transcription; regulation of DNA-templated transcription
Cellular component (GO): nucleus
Molecular function (GO): DNA-binding transcription factor activity, RNA polymerase II-specific; DNA binding; zinc ion binding
Source: RefSeq, a predicted model, not a curated record
AUGGCGAGCUAUCUCGACGAUCAAAGCCAGCUGCAGAUCGACUUCGAUAUCCCAUCCUCGCAUGCCGGACAAAAUCCUACGAGCUAUAAUUCUGGACAAGCCGCUACGGAUUCCAAUAAUGGCGACGGCAGCUACGUCCCCCGCCCAAAGCGCAUUGCGUGCGCUGUUUGUCGGCGGAGGAAACUCAAAUGCGAUGGGAGGAAGCCCAGCUGCGGGACUUGCUCGCGCCUAGGCCAUGAAUGCACAUAUGAUGAGGCGCGGAAGAAGAGUGGACCGAAGAGGGGAUAUGUGAAGCAGUUGGAGGCCAGGUUAGCCCAGGUCGAGACGUUAUUGAAAACCCAGGAACCCAGUACCACUGCGGCCCCAAAUCAAGAACAAACCUUUUCCAUCAGUAUGCCAAACGAGCCCUCCGGUGCCGGCCUGCAUGUGAUGGGAAGUAGCCUCCACAACUCUAUUAAUUCAAUGUCUCCGGUUGAAGGCCAGCAAGUGACUGAGCUACCCACAUCAUUUAAACCAGAGGGAGUUGAUGCAACAAGUAGCUUCGGAUGGGAUAUGAUCAGUUUGGGCUUAGAGGAGCCUUUUCCGGCUCGUGAGGUCAUUGAAGAGCUGAACCAAAUCUAUUUCGAGAAGAUCCAUGCCUUUAUGCCAGUAAUACAUCGUCCUCGAUAUAUGGCCACCAUGAAUUUCGCUCCUACUUCACGACCUCCAGCAUGUCUGCAAUACAUCGUUUGGGCCCAUGCAGCGGCUGUCAGCGAAAAAUAUUCCAACUUGCAUGCACUCUUUUACCAGCGUGCUCGGAAGUACGCUGAGUUGGAUCAAAUGAAAGGCCUUGGGGAAACUAUUCUCAGUUUAGCUCAUUGCCAGACAUGGCUACUCAUCGGUUGCUACGAGUAUAAAAUGAUGUUCUUUCCUAGGGCAUGGUUAAGCGCUGGGUCAGCUUCUAGACUAGCCGUUAUGCUUGGGUUGCAUCGGCUAGAUGGCGAGGGUCUCGAGGUUAAGCAGUGCUUACCACCAGCGAGAGAUUGGACGGAGACGGAAGAGCGGCGGAGGGUUUUCUGGAUGACGUUCUGUGUUGACAGAUAUGCAAGCAUUGGGACUGGGUGGCCCACUUGCAUAGAUGAGCGAGAUAUCUUAACAAACCUCCCAGCGAGUGAAGAAGCAUUCACCAAUGGCAAAAUGGAGCAGACCGCGCGCCUAAGUGACGUUUUAACGGGCGAGGACCUGUCCACCUUAUCGCCCUUCGCAAGCGUGGCAUUUGUCUCGUGCUUGCUGGGCCGAAACUUGACGCAUCUGCAUCGGCCUGAACCCCAGGACAACGACAACGAUCUCAACGGAGUUUUCUGGCAGCGUCAUAGGUCCCACGAUAAUAUUUUACUUCACUUCGCGCUGUCAAUGCCGAGCCACCUGCGACUCCCCGCUGGGAUGGGCGAUGCGAACGUUCUCUUUUGCAAUCUGGCUGUCCACACUUCCACGAUAUGUCUCCACCAAGCGGCGAUAUUCAAGGCCGAGAAAAACCGCAUGCCGGAACAGAUUAUCCUAGAAAGCAAACGAAGGUGUAUCGUCGCGGCUGACCAAAUAUCAAGUAUCAUGAAAAUGGUUAGCUCCAUGGACAUGAGCAAAAUGAACCCUUUUAUUUCAUUUUGCGUUUAUGUCGCCGCUCGUGUCUUUGUACAAUAUCUAAAAUUCCGCCCUGAUGAUACGGCCGCCCGCUCUUCGUUGCAAUUUGUCUUCGUCGUUCUCGACGCUCUGAAGAAUCAGAACCCUCUCACCGAAUCCUUCCUGUGUCAGCUAGAAGUUGACAUCGAAGGAACUCCAUUCCAAGAUAUCCGGCUACCGUCGGCUGGACAGCAGACUCGAAGGUCCUUUUUUGCGGGCCAUACAUAUGGAGAGGUAAUACACAUAUUCCCCUAA